AUGGCAUUUGACUCUAUAGAUAUAUCUAAGCCGUCUAUUAAGUCUGUAAGACAUUCUUUCAGUACGUCAUUUCUGUUUGUCUCCAGUCUUAAUUCUAGCUUGCUUUUCAUUUAUUUUUUAAUGGACUAUUUGCUAAAAGUAAGAAAUAAACAAGAGUUGCAGGGAAAGGUCAUUUUAGUGGAUGAGUACUUGGGAGCCGAUGUAGCUGGAUUUAUUUCUGAAAUUUAUGAUGCCUACCCCAAUCACAAAGUUAUAUCUUACCACAGCCUCUCUUCAGAAUAUAAAGCAAAUUCUGUGAUUUCAUUAUUAGAUAAAAAAAGAGAAGAAAUAACUGUAGAAUAUAAAAAAUACGAUGCAAUAAUAAUAGAUGGAUGGUCGCACAGAAACAACAAAAUAUACAACAACACAAUAGAAUUAAUGAAUGAGAACAACGAACACUUCACAAGAAUAGAGCCAGAUAGCCAAGUUGUAUUUAUUAUUAAUAGAUCUACAAGCAAGCCAAAUUACAAAGACAUUUACAGGUGCUAUGGUGUAGUAUGUCUAAUGCCACUGGCAAUUGUUACACAGCAUACGCAUUCACUUACAAUUACUAUUAGAUCUAUGAGCAUAGAAGUACAUUUAUUAUACAAUUAUUUACACCAAAGAGAAUAUAGACUAUUUCAACAAUAAAAAUUCAUCGGAUA
Molecule: messenger RNA, 683 nt
Organism: Nematocida parisii ERTm1
Lineage: Eukaryota; Fungi; Microsporidia
Exons: 1
Coding region: 1-669 (222 amino acids)
Source: RefSeq, a predicted model, not a curated record